AUGAAUUAUUUCUACAGAAUAUCAAUAUUAUUAUUUUAUUUUCAUGCGCAAUCUCACAUAAAUAAAUGUAUAAAAAAAAUAUCACUAUCUGAAGAAUUUGCAAAACAUGCAUUAAAAUCAAAUAGUACAGAUGAUAUUCAUGAUAAUGAAAGUACAACAGAAGUCGUAGAAGAUACAGACCAUUCUUCUGAAAGUCCUAAAAGUGAGGAAUUAAAAGAAAUGGGAGCCGUUGGAGGAUGUGAAAAAGAAUCAACGGAUGAAAUAGAAUCUAACCAGGUUGAAAAUACAUUUAAAAAAAAGAAUAAUAUUAGAAAAAAUAAAAAACGUUCUAAAAAACGCGUAGAGAACAAACAAAAAGAGGAUGAGAUACCAAGUAGAAAGUUAAUUAAAGAUGUAUUACGCUUACAAAAGAUACCACAAGAAAAUUCUUUAUCAGUAAAUAAAGAAGAAUUAAAAGAGUUUGAAGUAGUAAUUACAGCAUUAAAUAAAGUAAAUGAAAAUCUUAAUAAUUCAUUCAUUGAGAAGUUUUUAGCAUUUGGGAUUAGAAAAGAGCAUGCUAAAGGCCUGAAUGAAGAAUUUCCGAUAUAUUUGGGUUCUAAAAUUAAUUUUACAAAUAUGGAAAAACCUUUUGGAACAGAGUUUAAAAAUUUAAAUGCUGCUAAUAAAUUAGAAUUAAAUGACACAUUAUUCUUUGAUAAUUUUAUGAGUAUUAAUUUAUAUAAAUUUUUAAAUGAAACAUAUGUAGGAAAUUUACCUCUUGAAAAAGUUCCUAUAAUGUAUUAUAUGAAAAAUAUUAAUUAUCUACCAUACAAUAUUCAAAUUUUGUCUUUUCUCAAUUCAAAGUGCACUUUACAAAAUAUUUUAUCGAAAAUUCCUACCCUUAUUACUUUGUAUUUGGAAAGUGAUAAUCCUGAAAUUUGUGACUUUAAUGAACGUGAUUCCAGUUUAAUACAUAAAGAAAAUGUUAGAAUUAUUAAUUUUUUAGAGAGAUUAAGGGCAAAUAAAAGAUUUAGAUAUUUCACUGAAGAUGAAUAUGCUAAAUUAAAUCGAAUUAUUUCAUAUGCUGAAAGAAAUAUAAAUCUUAUGCAGAGAAUUACAAUUGGUUAUAAUGUUAAAAUUGAUGUGAUUAAUGACGGAAUUUCAAACUUUCUUAAUAAAAUAAGUUUAGAUGACAAACUUCUAAGUAGAGAUAAUAUUAUAAUUUCAUGUAUAUUUUAUAUACUUAGUUAUUGCAUAGAAUUUGCUAAACCAUUAUAUGAAAAAAUUCUAAAAAGGAAAAGAUACACAUAUGAAGAAUUAUUUUUUAUAUCUAGUAAUUUAAACAUGUAUAUAAAUAUUCUAGAAUUUCUAGAACACAAUUCAAAGUUAUGUAAUGACUUCCAUAAUCAUUUUAGAGAUUUAGAAGCAUAUUAUCCUCGCGUAAAAUCAGGAGAAACUCUUCUAUUCUUUUAUAAUUACAUUAUGAUCAAAAUCAAUAUAAUGAGCAUCAUUUAUAAUAUAAAUAAAUUAUUUUUAAGGAUUACUUUUUGCGAACGAAUGGUAGAGAAAUACAAGAAACAUAAUUAUUCUGAAUAUGGUGAUAUAAUGAAUGAAUUGCAAUAUAUAUUAAAUACUUCAGUUCAUCUAAUCACAUAA
Messenger RNA from Plasmodium gallinaceum, 1635 nucleotides. RefSeq names its product conserved Plasmodium protein, unknown function. The record is from RefSeq and is a predicted model, not a curated record. Lineage: Eukaryota; Apicomplexa; Aconoidasida; Haemosporida; Plasmodiidae. The transcript has a single exon. Bases 1 to 1635 code for a protein of 544 amino acids.